AUGCCAUCUCAAUCCCAAUCCAAGCUCAGGAUCAUGAUCAGCCUGUUCUUCACCACCUUCUUCCUCCUAGCGCAGGCCGCUGUUCCCUCAUCAACGUAUGUCGGGCGAGGCACCUCACCGGAUCCAAACGAUAAUAUCACGGUUUCUAUCAACGUGCCGAAUGACAACUCCGACUCUCUCUUCUUCCACUUCUCUGCGCCUGCGGGCCAGGCAUGGGGUGCCUUUGGCUUCGGCACCCAGAUGGCGGGAGCUUUGAUCUUUGUCACAUAUGCGUCGCAAAGUGGGAACAACGUCACAGUCAGUCCUCGUCUGGGAAAGGGCCAUGUCAUGCCCCAACAUACCUCGGAUGUCCAAGUGGACGUGCUGAGUGGCAGUGGUAUCAUUGACGGAUCUUUCGUUGUCAAUGCUAAAUGCUCCAACUGUCGAAGCUGGGAUGGUGGGAAUAUCAAUGUGGACAGCACGAACCAGCCCAUGAUCUGGGCCGCUGGUCCAACAGGCUCUCUGUCUUCCAACGACGUCAAUGCCCAAAUCAAACAACAUGAGGGGUACAAUUUCUUCAAUAUAGACCUUAAAGCUGCAACCGGCACUGGCGGCGUCCCGGUCGUUGGCGCGUCCUCGGACACGGUGGUUGGUGGCGGUCCUGUUGGUGAUUUUCACCGUGGCGCCACUGGUUUCCACGCGUUCCUCAUGGUUGCGGCCUUCUUGAUCGUCUUUCCAGGAGGAUAUCUGUUCCUUCGCGUAUUUGAGAAGGUGUGGCUUCACUGGGGUAUCCAGUCCUUGGCCCUGCUCAUGACUAUUCUGGGUAUGGGUGUUGGAAUCGCCAUCAGCAAGAGAAACAAGAUUUCUCCUAACUUGACCGCUGGUCAUCAAAUCCUCGGCUUCGUCGUUGUCGGUCUCGCGCUUGUCACCUGGAUUGUCGGACUGGUUGGGCAUCGCAUCUACAAGAGGACGAAGCAGCCUGCCAAGAUCAUGAAAGGACAUCGUGUGCUGGGUCCUGCCACGAUAACCUUAGGUCUGGCCAACUGCAUCGUGGGUUUUCGCUUCGCCGACAACACUCGCGCAACCAUCGUCUUUGCCAUUGCGAUGCUCUUAAUGCUCAUUUUCGUCGGAACUGUGACAUUCUUCAAGCGCCGCCAGCAACAGCGAAAAGCGCCUAUGAACACCCCAGCUGCGGCUAACUUCCGCGAGGGCCAAGCCGAGCCGCCCAACUAUACGGGUGAGGCGCCACUACCUCUCUAUGGUCAAGGGGGAAUUCCCCUGCAGAGCUAUGCGAAUAAUCAGGCCCCUCCUGUGUAUCGCUAG
Messenger RNA from Fonsecaea erecta, 1302 nucleotides. RefSeq lists its product as hypothetical. The transcript has 3 exons. The record is from RefSeq and is a predicted model, not a curated record. The coding region runs from base 1 to 1302 and encodes 433 amino acids. Lineage: Eukaryota; Fungi; Ascomycota; Eurotiomycetes; Chaetothyriales; Herpotrichiellaceae.